Messenger RNA from Platichthys flesus (European flounder), 528 nucleotides. RefSeq names its product homeobox expressed in ES cells 1-like. Gene Ontology annotation, cellular component: nucleus. The transcript is spliced from 4 exons. Gene Ontology annotation, biological process: forebrain development; regulation of transcription by RNA polymerase II; pituitary gland development. Lineage: Eukaryota; Metazoa; Chordata; Actinopteri; Pleuronectiformes; Pleuronectidae. The record is from RefSeq and is a predicted model, not a curated record. Bases 1 to 528 code for a protein of 175 amino acids. Gene Ontology annotation, molecular function: RNA polymerase II cis-regulatory region sequence-specific DNA binding; DNA-binding transcription repressor activity, RNA polymerase II-specific.
AUGGCGUCGGCUCUGGUUCCCAGAUUAGUAUUUUCCAUCGAUCGGAUUCUGGGUUCGGAGCUGGAAAGACCGGGAAACUGUCGGAAGCUCCACAGACCGUGGGCAGAGGUUGGAGCAGAGAAAGAGAACAAAGGAAACAGCCUCGGCUCCAAACAUCAACACUGUUACACACAACAACAACAACAACAACAACACAUGAACCCUCACAGGUCGACAUCCAACUGGUACGUCGGACGCAGACCACGCACUGCCUUCACCAGCAGCCAGGUGAAUGUCCUGGAGACAGUGUUUCAGGUGAACUGUUACCCAGGCAUCCAGCUGAGGGAGCAGCUGGCAGUGAGACUCAACCUGGAGGAGGACCGAAUACAGAUCUGGUUUCAGAACCGACGAGCCAAAAUGAGGCGUUCACUCAGAGAAACCCGUCUGCGGCUGGUCCAGACGGCCGUGGCCGACCUCGGGGUCGGCCACGGCCGAGAGGGCGAGGGUGAGGGAGAGGGUGACCUGGAGCGACUCGCCUCUCAUCUCUGA